Molecule: messenger RNA, 1411 nt
Organism: Caenorhabditis auriculariae
Lineage: Eukaryota; Metazoa; Nematoda; Chromadorea; Rhabditida; Rhabditidae
Source: the annotation of a GenBank genome assembly
AUGAUAAACCGGUGGAUUUGGACAAGUGAUGAAGUCAAGGCGAGUUUGACAGUUUGUUUUUAUGAACUAAUUGUUUUCAUUCAGAACGCACCUUCUAUCCGCGCUGGAAUGAGUCAAAAAGAAGAGACGCGGCUCAGAAGGGAAGGAUGCAAAAUUGUGGUGGAAGUUGGGUCGACUUUGAGACUGUCAGUUUAUAUAUUGUGCAAUUUCAAUAAAAACUUUUCAGGAAAGCCAAUCCUACAAUGGCUACUGCUAGUACAUAUUUUCAUAGGUUUUAUAUGUAUCAUACAUUCAGCGAUUUUCCAAGAGAGGUGAAAACGUGGAUUCAAAUCUGCUAAUUGAAUCUCGCUACAGUUGACGGCUUUGGGGUGUUUGUUCCUUGCGGGCAAAGUCGAAGAAACUCCAAAAAAGUGUCGGGAUAUCUGUAAUUCUGCAGUUCAACGCUUUCCUGAUAUUUUCAACAGCUAUGCAUCUCUAACUGUAGUAAAUUCAUUUCUAUACUAAUAUCUUUUUUGGUUAUAGGAUGAAGUUAUGGGAAUCGAAAGAGUACUUCUACAAACUCUGAAGUUUGAUCUUCAAGUCGAUCUCCCAUAUGAAGCUUUAUUAGAAUACGGCAAGAUUUUCCCAGGAGUUUCAAAGGAACAGGUUUUUUUUUGUCGCACGAGUUGUGGCAAGAGCUCUUUUGAAGAUGUCAGAAACGAUUCAAAUUGCGUGGACUUUCAUAAACGACAGCUACUACACGACACUUUGCAUCACUGUAGAAGCACAGGUACUUUAGAAACUUGGUGAAUAUAUUAUUUGAAAGUGUUCGUAUUUCUUCUUAGCUUACGUUUUAUGACUAUUGGAUAGUGCAAAACGCUUCCAGUUUAUAAUCGUCAUUCGCCUCAUGGUAUUUCAACUAUUUUGUCUUAUUUCAAUUUUUCUUUGCUGCAUCUUUUGAGAAUAUCGAAAUGUGCAAAACUGAGUAUCGCAACAUCAAAAAAAAUUUAAUUAAAAACGUGUUUAAAUUAUUUUUUAAAGUUUGAUCAAACAGUUUGGAAUAAUUGUCUGGACAAUAGUAACCGGGUAAAAGUCUACUAAAAAAAAAACUGAAAAGGUAUAAAAAAGGUUUUCCAUGAAUAUUAGCUUGUUUACACGUUUUGUUCACUUGUUUUUUUGAAGUUGAUCGCGAUUGCUCUGUUGCACUUGGCAUUCACAGUGAAGGAAGUGAAGCUGGGAGCCGUGGAAAACACUUGGUGGGAACAGGACGUCUCCAACUGGUCGAACGAAGCCGUUGAUCGCACUUGUCACAUGGUUUUUCCACUCAUUCGGUCUUGAGUCACCUUUUUACUUUGAGGUACUCGAUUUCUACACAGCGACGAAAGAAAACCCGAUUUUCGCCGAACCAGCAGCUGUAGUUCCAAAUAAAUAA